Messenger RNA from Rubroshorea leprosula, 1152 nucleotides. NCBI's taxonomy places the organism in Eukaryota, Viridiplantae, Streptophyta, Magnoliopsida, Malvales, Dipterocarpaceae. The record is from the annotation of a GenBank genome assembly.
GUGGAAAAAACAACUUAGCCAAUUGAUUACAUGGCACUAUUUUCGUUCCACAUUUGAUAAAAUAAAAACAGAUUGGUUUAAUACCCCUAAAUCCUUCUUCGAAAUCCCUAAAAUUAGAAACCCCUAAAUCCUCUGCACCAUUCCGGCCGACUGCUCAGUUUCCAGCAACCAUUCCAGCCAAUUGCUUAGUUUCCAAAAAUGAAAUGAUUCCAAAAAUGAGAAAGCAAUCGACGAUGGCUGCAGAUCAAACUUGAUUCCUUCUUUUUCAACAGCAAGUCUUGAUUCUUUGUUCUUUGAAUUGUUGAUUCCUUCUUCGACCCUAAAUCCUCUGCAAGUCUUUCUUCUUUGAACCCUUCUUCGACCCCUAAAGCCUCUGCAGGUCUUUCUUCUCCAAACCCUUCUUCGACCUCUAAAUCCUCUACAAGUCUUGAUUCUUUUCCUUCUUCAAACCCUAAAUCUUCUACACUUUGUGAUUCCUUUUUCUUCCUUUGAACUGUAUAACCUCUGCUAUUUGUCUUUUGGCUUUUGAGUUUGUGAGAAUCAUAAAAUGGAAGUUGGUUAUGCAUGGAGUUUGGUUCUAGGUUCAAGUUCAGGUUCAUUUGAGGGUGGAAGCAUGAUAGAUUCUACAGAGUUUAGAAAUGAAGAGUAUAAAUGCAACUGUGGAUUAAAUGCUAUUAUUCGGACUUCGUUUACUUUUCAAAACAUGGGUAAGAGGUUUAGAUGUUGUCCUAAGAAGAAGGAUCCUUACAAUUACUUCCAUUUCCUAGCUAGUGAGGAAAAGAUCGAGGGUAGAGUGAUGGAGUUGUUGCUGGUUUUGAAAGAUAAAGAAUGCAAAGUUGUUAAAGAGAAGGAGAAAAUAAUAAAAUGUGCAAUUGAAGAAACACAGUGGAUUAAUGGAUAAAAAAGUAAGAGUUUUGGAGAAGGAAAUGAAGAAGGUGGCAAAAAGACACUCAAAAGCCAUGAUGAUCAGUGAAGUGAUUUGUUUGGUAUUUUUAAUUUUCAUUGGUUUGAUUUUUGGUGUAUUGUUACUUAGAAUCACCAAAUAUUAGGCAUGUGGGUCUUGGUUGUGGUUUUUGUAAUUCAAUGUUAUAGAUGGUUUUUGCAAUUCAAUGGAAGAGAUGGUCUUUGCUGGAAUAUAUGUAUAUUUGUUGU